Molecule: messenger RNA, 495 nt
Organism: Cyphellophora europaea CBS 101466
Lineage: Eukaryota; Fungi; Ascomycota; Eurotiomycetes; Chaetothyriales; Cyphellophoraceae
Exons: 1
Coding region: 1-495 (164 amino acids)
Source: RefSeq, a predicted model, not a curated record
AUGGCAAACUACGUUGCCUUUACAGCAGCCAUCAACCCACCGAAUGCCACAACAGUCAUUACUCGCGAACAGGUAUGGGCCGGCCUCGAGAUCAAAAUCGAAAGUGGCGAGACCUUCGUUGGUGCUGCCAUCCAAUCCACGGACGUCCUCAAAAAGUACUCCCAGGAGAAGACCGGCCUCCCUGUGACCGAACGCGAAGUCGUCUUCCGAGACGGUGGCCGCCGCAUGCAUGAGACUUGUGUCGCAUUCGAGCCCAUGAAAGUCGAGUUCCACCAGAAAGAUGGCGGCAGAGUCAUGAACAUCAUCAGCCAGGGUGCGGGUGGCGAAACAGACCUCUACAUGACCUACACGUUUGAAUGGCAGCAUCCAGAGCUCAAGGGCGAUGCUGCCGGCCUGGCGGAGAAGAAGAAGGGCGAGGAAGCCAUGGCGAAGAAGGCCGUCGAGAGCACCAUCGAGGUCUUGAGAGAGCUGGUGCAAAAUGGCAAAAUCAAAUAA